GACGCCUGCAUUGAGGCUUCAUUGGACCGUUGCGGUGGUCCUCUUCGCCAGACAAUCUCGAAGACUCCCAAUCACCAAUGAGAUACCAAGUGGUAGAGGCACACACGCACGACACGCUGAUGUUUCGCCCCCAAUUCCACCAUGCAAGGUUGAGCCUUCCCUUCGCCGAUUAGGCACGACUUCCCUCUUACACGCCUUUGCACUCACUCUUGUUCUUCCCACUUCCCCAUCUUGAUUCUGUCGCUAUUGCUUCAUACUUCCUCUUUUCAUCUCUGUGUUUCAAUCUGUGGCCAUCUGGUUGCAUACCUGUUGGGUUAGCUGAACAUCGUUUCGCCUCGACUUCGCCUUCAGGCCACCCCUCUGUGCCCGAGAGGCCCGCUGUGCAGCCCACCCCGCCAUAUACCAUCCCACCAUACCCUCUCGCUCCUUCCAACUGACCUAUUCGUCGACAUCGUCAGGUUGAAACACAAUCAGGCAAAAAGGCCGUUGCUGUUGUUCGCUUCAAAAGAUAUACACCAGAGACCCUCCCUGCCACGGGAGAUCGUCGAGGGUUUGUUAGGUGCCGCAGUCACCCGCGCUCCACACCCAGAGCCAUCGUCCUCCCCCGCGCCUUCAACUUUAUUGCAUCUGUCAUGAGCGUGUCAGAGCGAUCCAUGGGACGGCCUGAUGGCGACUUGUUUCUAGGUCGACCGUCAGGCCGUGACUCUCCCACAAUCGUUGAGCCACUGCGCAUCAACAAAAGGACUGCCAGUGCAUCGUCCGGCAUUUCUCAGACGGCCGCCCAAAGUUCUCCCCCGCAGACGCAGCCUCAACCCACCACCCACUACCCAAUGCCCUCACUUCCAUUUCCCGAAGCACGUCCCAAUGGCUACUCGGCCCAAUCACAGUCCUCCUUGUCCACGAGCCCAUAUCCAUAUCCAGACGUGCGGAGGGUCACAUCACCGGAUCAGGCACAAGCCCAGUCGGUCAGCGCUGGCAGUGGCACAAGACAACAAGCGAAGAGAAAAACCUCAGGCGAUGGAAAGCCGGCUCAGACCCUCGGCGAACGGAGAGGGACCAUGCCAAAGCCACUCCCAGAAUCGCCGGGACCUGAAGCCCCAGACAAGGAGGGUCUCUUCCAACGGGCACCCAAUCGUUCUGACGGACUCAACACCGCCCCUCUGCCAGGUACUCGAGAUCCUCAGCAACAACAACAGUAUUGGCCUCCUCCGUCCGCGAAUUCCACUGCCGAUGCUUUCAGUAGACUCAAGGUUAGAGAUCCUUCCUCCAUCAACCGCAUCAGUUCAACAGCUUCCACCUCGACAACAAGAGCUCAGAGGGGCUCACCUCCCCCUCCUGAAACUCCCAUCGCCGGUCCCGCUCUGCGACCACAGACCGACAUUGAGGCUCGGUAUGCUGCCUCUGGCAUCGCCGGCACUGCGACUCUGACCAGCUUGCAAGCCCAAAGCCUCGCCUCCCAGCAACGAGCUGCUCAGUAUGCCUCUCAACAACCGCCACAACCGGCGCAGGCAAGCAAUCCUCCUCGAAGGCCCUGGACACCGACCGAGGCGCCAGGAAGCAGUCCACACCCUGCUCCAACCGUCUAUCAAGGCGUGACUGAGGCAUCGUCAUCUCCUCCUAGGUCGUCCUCGCGGCCCACUUCUCAAGCGCAGUCGGUGCAAUCAUCGAGCCGUGCACCACAUCCCGUCGAAUCCGAAUUGUCUCGCGUUCAGCCACACGAUGAGCCUCCACCAGCAUAUUCACAGAUUCCAGGAACUUCAGGUAGGCAGCCUGCCAACGAGAAGCAAAGGCGGAGCACUGCGGGCGCUGCACCGACUCCACUCGUUGCUCCUACUCAGGGCGUGGUCGCGUCAGGACCUUCACCACCCAACCAGCUCGACCACCCAGCUUUUGCCAACGAUCCCCGUCAGAGCAUUCCCAGCAGUAUUAGCCAGCCAGGGAUGAGUGUGCCAAUACAAGCUCAUCCAUCCCAACAACCUCAGCCCCAGCAAUUACAUCAAUCGAACCAAAUGCCUCAGACACCUUCGCAGAUUCCUCCUGCUUCACCGCCGCCACUCCCCGAAGGCUGGAUAGCGCAUAUGGAUCCGAACUCCGGUCAAUACUACUACAUCCAUCUUCCAAGUCAGUCUACGCAAUGGGAAUUCCCCAAAGGUCCAACACCUCUCAAUAUCGCUGAAACACCCAUGUCGCCAGUGGCCAGCAUGUAUCAGAAUCCCUUGUCAUCGCCCGGUCUUUCAUUCGCCCAAAAGCCCAUGGCAUCACCAGGCCUCCCCAUGACCCCCGGCUAUGAUCAGCAAAGUGUCAUGGGAUUGUCCGCCCCGACUGCAUUCACCGGACCACCACCUACUGCCGGCGUUGAUCUCUACAAGAUAGUUCCGACCAAUGGAGUAUACUUUGGUCCCUACCUCCGCUAUUCCAACAUGGACAUUGAGCGAGGAAUAUGGUACGGAUCAAUUCUCUUGGUGACCGAUGCUCCACAGCCUCCCACUAUUCACUUACACCAGAGUGCCGACCUGUCUCCAAAUCCACGCCAGCUCAAGGCAGCCAGCAUUCAGGCUCACCAGCGUUGGACAUUCUACAAGUACGAGAUUGAUAUUGUCAUGGAUGAGGCAGGCCCUGCGCAAUGGACGUAUGCCAUUACUUCACACUUGGGCUGCACACGAUACGAAUUCCUCGUUGCGGGCAAACAUGAGACAAAUUGGCGCUUCAUCGCAACUUCAGGCAACGAUUUCUCUCUAAAUGUGAGCGUUAAUGAGCGAGCUAGGCUUGGUGGGGUGGGGUUCAUGUGGAAAGACAUCAUGCAGAAACACGCCGAGUGCGGCGGCUUCCACUGCCAGUUGGGUCUUGGGAGCCAGAUCUAUGCCGAUCGAGUUUGGAAGGAGAUACCAUCGCUCAAACAAUGGCUUGCGAUGAGCGGCAAGGAGAACAGGAAGAACGCCGUCUGGACUGCCGCUCAUGAAGAGGACGUCACACAUGCAUAUUUUCAUUACUACACCAGCCACUUUGAUCAGCCAUUUUUGCGAGAAGCAUUUGCCCAGAUACCCCAUGUAUUGGCGAUUGACGAUCAUGACAUUUUUGACGGAUUCGGGUCUUAUCCCGAAUAUAUGCAGUUCAGUAACAUGUUCAAGAACAUUGGUCGGAUUGGCAUUGAGAUGUAUCUUUUGUUUCAGCAUCAUACCACGUUGGAGCUUCUGCGAGACGUCUCGGACGAUCGAGAUUUGUUCACCGUCACCGGCACUGGGUGGCAUUUUGUCAAGUUUUUGGGACCAGCGGUGGCGGUUGUGGCACCGGAUACGAGAAGCGAACGAAAUCCUCAUCAGGUCAUGGCUGGCCCGACUUAUCAAGGCCUGUUUCCAAAGAUCGCAAUGCUUCCUCCGAGCAUUCAACACUGCUUGAUGAUGGUGGCCGUUCCUCUGAUUUACCCCAGGCUCGACGCUGCCGAGUCCAUUGCGCACACAGUGGCGACUGGCAAGAAAGCCGUAACGGGGGCUUACAAUGUCCUUGGUCGGGUGACCAGCUCUGUCGCCGGGGUCGUCGGUGCUAAGGGGGCUGUUGGGUCUGGAUUUGACUCGGUCAAGAGAGCGGUGGGCAAAUCUGGAUUGAUGGGCGGCAUCUUGAGCCCUUUCGGAGAUAUUGAUGUCCUCGAUGAGCUCAAGGAUCAAUGGACACACGAAUCAAAGGAUCUUGAACGGACAUACUUUAUUCGGACCCUUCAGGGCAUCUCGCAGCAAAGGUCUAUUCGAUUCACGUUCCUCUCUGGGGCAGUCAACGUCUGCGGCGCAGGCCUUGUUCACGACCCAUCUCACCCAUCGAAUCACAAGACAAUGUAUCAAUUGAUAUCUUCCUCCGUCGUCAAUACACCGCCACCAGGUUAUGUAAUGAAGCUUCUCAAUAACAAUAAACCACUCUACAUUCCGGUCAACGGCCAAAGGUCCACACCGUCUCAACCUACGGAUACCAAAGAAGACAUGAUGGAAAUCUUCACCCACGAUGUGACGGGCCAACCCACCACCAACCGGAAGUUGAUGCCCCGGCGCAACUAUGUGGCUAUUGUCGUCUAUGACCCAGAGAUUGUCAGCGGUACAUUUGGACAGACAGGCAUGAAACGUGGAGGAGGGAAACUCAGCCUUGCGGCCGAUUUUCUGGUCCAAGGCGAGGGCGCUUAUGGCAAUGUGGUCAAGUUUGGACCUGUUGUGGUGCCGAGCUUGGAAUAUGGAAGGUAAUGGACAGCACGAGAUGCAUGGGAGAUGUGUCAGGAUCAUCGUUUUGGGCUUCUUGUGGAUAAUACUUUGACAUGAAGCUUGACGAUCAGAGAACCUGGAGCUGGAGUAUCGGCAAGGCACCUGAAGCUAGCAUAGCGAUUUUGUGUCCAAGCCAUGUUGACAAAGUCGAAGUGUUGUGCCAUGGCUUCUGUGUCAAGUAUCAACUCCUAUUUUUCUUAAAGUGCGAAUUGAGAGACUAUUGAAUUCAUCUAGAAGAUGUUAUUUACGAACCGAAGGCACUUAGAUAUACGAACGACCCAAUGGGAUGAUUGAUAGUACGAGGGAGAGAACCACUAUAACG
Messenger RNA from Exophiala mesophila, 4563 nucleotides. RefSeq lists its product as uncharacterized. The coding region runs from base 633 to 4223 and encodes 1196 amino acids. The transcript is spliced from 3 exons. The record is from RefSeq and is a predicted model, not a curated record. Lineage: Eukaryota; Fungi; Ascomycota; Eurotiomycetes; Chaetothyriales; Herpotrichiellaceae. Gene Ontology annotation, molecular function: protein binding. Gene Ontology annotation, cellular component: membrane.